Molecule: messenger RNA, 765 nt
Organism: Xenia sp. Carnegie-2017
Lineage: Eukaryota; Metazoa; Cnidaria; Anthozoa; Malacalcyonacea; Xeniidae
Product: brefeldin A-inhibited guanine nucleotide-exchange protein 1-like
Exons: 5
Coding region: 193-765 (190 amino acids)
Biological process (GO): regulation of ARF protein signal transduction
Molecular function (GO): guanyl-nucleotide exchange factor activity
Source: RefSeq, a predicted model, not a curated record
AUUUGCAAUGGUUUUCUAUAAAAGUGACUUUAUGUCUAAGAUCACGUGACUCCAUUGUGGUCACGCGAGAUUUUCAUGGCGUUGAUAUGGAGCCUUCAUUGGAAUCACGUGAAAAAUUAGCCUUUUGAUGCGACAUCGUAAUCACGUGAAAUUUUUUUCAAACGGAAGAUAACGAAAGAGCAGUACAUUAAAAUGAAUCGUGGUAUAAAUGACAGUAAAGAUCUUCCAUCUGAAUAUCUUGAAACAAUUUAUGAUGAUAUUGCACAGAAUGAAAUCAAGAUGAAACAUACACCAAAAGUGAACAGUAGAUACGAUGCUACAUAUUUACAAAGUGAGAAACAUCGUCGUAUGUUGUAUUCUAUGGAAAUGGAGCAGAUGGCGGAAAACGCCAAAACACAAAUGGAAGACGUGAGUCAUAUUCAGACGGAUUUUGUCACGGCGACACAGAUUGGUCACGUGAAGACAAUGUCCAAGGUUGCAUGGAGUCCGUUUCUUGCCGCGUUCAGCGUCAAUCUACAAGACAACGACGAUCCUUUUUCUGCAGAAGAUCGUAAGAUUGCUUAUUACAAUAUGGGUCGUAUUCGACUGCAAUGGUCACGAAUAUGGGCUGUAUUGGGAGAUCAUUUUAACAAGUGUGGUUGUAACCCUAAUGAAGAAGUUGCGUUCUUCUGUGUCGACUCUUUGCGACAAUUAUCCAUUAAAUUCUUGGAAAAGGGGGAAUCGCCAAUUUUUCCGAUUUCAAAAGGAUUUUCUCCGACCCUUUGA